Camellia sinensis is the source of this 1833-nucleotide messenger RNA. The record is from RefSeq and is a predicted model, not a curated record. Lineage: Eukaryota; Viridiplantae; Streptophyta; Magnoliopsida; Ericales; Theaceae.
AUGUCUAUUGUAUUUAACUUUGAAGCUACAAUGGAUAUUGAUUCAAACAAUAAUUCAUUGAAUGGGAGUGAGGAAGUUGAAGAACAAGAUAACAAUCUUUAUAUUAACGAAAAUGGUGAAGUUGAAGAACCCAAUAAGGGGAUGUAUUUUAGCUCAAAACAAGAAGUGUACGCAUUUUAUGUAAAAUAUACAAAACACUGUGGAUUUGCUAUAGCUUUUAGAUCACAAAAUCUAACAAGUGAUGGGAAAGUGAAGUAUUUUGGAAUUGAAUGUACUCGGGCGAGGUUCAAAACAAAAAGAUCAGAAAUAAAUCCCUUGGAACCAUCUUUGUCAUCAAAAAUUUAUUACAAAGCAAGGGUCAGAGCUAGUCUACAAAAUGAUGGCAGAUAUAAGUUAACCACAGUUGUGCUUGAGCACACUCAUGAUUUGAAUCCUACUGACUCACGACAUUUUGCAAUGAAUAAGAGGAUUCUUACUCCGGUGAAGAGAAGACUAGAAGUGAACGAUGCAGCAGGGAUUGGGGUGGCGAGGAAUUUUCAUUCCAUGGUUGUUGAAGCAGGGGGAUAUGAGGCAUUAACGUUUGAUGAACGAGAUGCAAGGAAUUAUAUUGAGAAUGCUAAAAGAUUGAGACUUGGGCUAGGAGACGCCGAAUCAGUUACACUUUAUUUCCAUAAAAUGCAACAACAAAAUUCGAACUUCUAUUUGGCAAUUGACCUUGAUGAAGAUGGUCGCAUGCGAAACUUGUUUUGGGCAGAUGCAAGGAGUAGGGCGGCUUAUAAAGCAUUUGGGGAUGUUUCAAUUUUGUUUGGAUGUGGGUUGUUAUCUAAUGAGAACACUGAGACAUUUGUCUGGCUAUUCAAAGAAUGGUUAAGUUGCAUGUCAGACGUGCCCCCAAAAGCAAUAAUAGCUGACCAGUGUAGAGCUAUGCAACAUGCCAUAGAAAUAGUUUUCCCACAGGCUCGACAUCGUUGGUGCUUAUGGCAUGUAAUGAAGAAAAUUCCGGAGAAACUAAGAGGAUAUUCACAAUAUGAAGGCAUAAAGGUUGCUUUGCAAAAUGUUGUUUAUGAUUCAUUCACGAAAGAUGAAUUUGAGGGAAAUUGGCUUGCAAUGGUUACAAAAUUCAAUGUGAAUGAUAACGAGUGGUUAGGGUAUUAUACCAGGUCCAUAUAUGAGGUGCCAAAUAAAUACAUUGUCUCGAGAUGGAGAAAAGAUUUGGAAAGAGGGUAUACAUGGAUUCCAACCACAUAUACUAACUUUGGGGCUGCUAUAAAUCCAAAGUUGCAUGAUUCCUAUCACAAGGCGUUAGAUGACAUCCUAGAACUUGCCACCAAUGAUGAUGGUAAACACAAAGUGAUUCAACUUGGGUUGAGGGAAAUCAAGGAUCGAGUGAAAACUAUUGCAUCGAGUACUGCGAGUAAUAUGCCAUGUACUAGUACUGUACCACCUUCUACUAGUAUUGUACUGCCUUCCCAUUCUUCACCGAAAAGUCCGCCACGUAUGAAUACUACAAAAGCAAGCAACACUCGCAAGGUACUCAGUCCUUUGGUUGCUCGCCGAAGAGGCCGCCCAUGUACGAAGCGGAAGGUUAGCAAGGUUGAUGAAAUAGUGAAUCGGUUGAAGAGAAAGAACAAGAAGACUAUUCCUGCACAGGUGCCGCAAGAUCAAGCUUAUUAUGUUCCUUCUAUGGUUGGCACACAAGAUAGUAUGUAUGUACCGGCAUGGGUUUGCACAAUGAAAACGUCGGACAAUAUUGGAAGCACAUCAGGAAUGGUCAACAAUGUGAAGAUGCCCAAUUUUCAUAACCGGGUUGACCUGGUUUUUGAAUGUACAUGA